UUCCAUGUGUAUAUAAUGUAUUAUAAAACAUCAAGAUAAUUUACAGUACUCUUCAGUCGAAUUUUGUCGGUUGAUUGUAAACAGUCUAAAAGCAAACGAUUUUCAGUUCAGCUGUUUUGAUCGGUGUUCAUUCAAUGCAUUUUACCUAAUUUAAUUUUAGAACUAUUUUAUUGUGUGAAAGAAUUGCAUUUACAGAGUUUUGGACAAUUUUGAAUUUGUUGUUUAAAUUUCAUUUGUGAUAUGCACCUGACGCCAAUUAAAAGGAAUCCAAAGGAUGAGGCUGGUCACAGUUUGAAUAAAUUGAAAUUUGAAAUAAUUGCAUUGACUAUAAUUUAGAUUCAUAAAAAGAAUUUAACGAAAAUCGAGACGAAGAAGGAACGAAUUGUAUAAAAAAUUUUAAUAAUUGUUUUUAAACAGUUGAAUUUUCUUGCUUUUUUUAAAUGAUCGUAUCGAUUUAAAACCUUAAAAAACUACUUGUGAUCGCUAUUAUCCCUGUGAAUAAAUAAAAUUAGUUCGUAAGAAACCUGUGUGUUGGACAAAAAGGAAGAAGAAGAACAUCCAUUAUCUCUGGCAAAUAAAAUAUUUUUUUUACAAAAUGUCUUCACUGGAAGUUACACCAAAUUUGUCAACAUCAAAACGUGCAAGCAUUUUAGCUCGGAGCAGUUCGUUUCAGAAAUUGAAGUGCUCUGCAACAUAUCAAUUUCAUUUAGCAGGCUCAAAGCUUUCCAAAGAAUCGCUGACUCAAUUGUUCGAAAAAGUUAUAACACAUUCCCGAACAUUGAUGCAUGUAGCUUUCGUUGUGUUAGCUCUGCCUACUUUCAAAGUGUUUACAAUGGUCAUGCUGUGGUCACUGGAUUUGCUGGCGAAAGUAUUCGGUUUGAAUCUUGUAAUUGAGAAACAAAGCUCAGCAAAGCUCCAAACAAAUGAAAGUGGAUUUUUGGUCAGAAUUCGCUGCACCUUCGCCAACAUCAAGUCAACGCACGAUGUGCCCAAGCACACAUUCGAUGACACCAUUGAGAAUCGAUUAAAACCGGAACUGCCUGAGAUCAGCAAUCUACUCGAAACCAUUACGAAAUUCCGAUUGAGUAAAGAGCAAAAACAGUAUGGCUACUUGAGCAUUUGUGUGUACGCUGGUGUAGCCUUUGCAUACCUGCAGCUAGCCGUUUUAAUUGUAGCACUGAAUGUAUCCUCAACACCGCCCGGAUUGAUUUUCCUGUCACUCAGUUUGAUCUUCAUCGGUUAUAUAGUGUUUAAGAUUUUGCUGAAAUCGGUGCAUAACCGAAGUGAACCAACAUCACCCCCAAAGCCCACAUCGCCGGAACGAUUCCGAAUCAGCCGAUCCAGCAAUCGUCGUUAUUUGGAGUUUCACGAAAAGACGUUGAGCAAAGUAAAAUUACUCUAAAUUAACAUAGAAUAGGGAACUUAUACUACGUGUACGAAUAACAGUGUUAGUUAGUGAUGAAAAACAAGUAUUCAAACUAUCUAAGGGUGCCUUCCUACGAUUAUUAUGUUUUAGCACUUUGUUUGAUAUACACACACAACGCACACAGUUUACAUAAUACCUCCUAUCUCUUAAAUUUUUACCUUAAUUUUGCAGUUUUUGCUUAAUAAUUAUUUUCAUUUAGUAUUUUUUAAUUUAAAUUUAAUUUUAAACUUAAUUAUAAUACAAGAAAAUGUUUGAAAAUAGAUGAAACGAUGAUAUAUCGGCUUCACCACACUCACUUCAAAAUAUAUUGUUUUUUCAUCGUCUCGAUGAAAAAAUUAAUAAAAAGAAGAAAAAAGUUUUCAAUUAGAAUGGUUUCAUGAUCCACAAAAUAUGUUUUUCCAUCAUAAUUGAAACAAUCACAUUGAAACACCCCCGAUUAAAUAUUGUGUGGUCACUGUGAAUGUAAUCCAAAGGUCACCCAUAAUAUGAGUCCCAUAAUACAUGCCAAUCAAAUUGUAUUUUGAAAAAGGAAAGUUUCGCUGUACGAAACACCUCUACAAGCUACAGUGGAAAAUGUAUUAAGUAAUUUCUUGACCACUUCGUGAAGCCGAUAACAUCUCUCACAUUUUAUUUCUUUCAUGAAACCACAACAUAAUAUCAUUCGAUUAUUUAUGCAUAAAGAAAAAAAAAGGAAAGCCCGAAAGACGGAAUAUAUAUUACAAAAAUAAAAUCAAAACGCAUUAAUGUUACGAUAAAUAACAGCAAUAUUUUCCCAUUACAAUAAAAGCUCAUUAAAGUUAUAUUAAAUCCGACCCCUCUCAACAAGAAA
This is a messenger RNA of Bradysia coprophila, 2255 nucleotides long. RefSeq lists its product as uncharacterized. The record is from RefSeq and is a predicted model, not a curated record. NCBI's taxonomy places the organism in Eukaryota, Metazoa, Arthropoda, Insecta, Diptera, Sciaridae.